This is a messenger RNA of Colletotrichum spaethianum, 882 nucleotides long. RefSeq lists its product as uncharacterized. Bases 1 to 882 code for a protein of 293 amino acids. Lineage: Eukaryota; Fungi; Ascomycota; Sordariomycetes; Glomerellales; Glomerellaceae. Gene Ontology annotation, biological process: positive regulation of transcription from RNA polymerase II promoter by galactose; DNA-templated transcription. Gene Ontology annotation, molecular function: DNA-binding transcription factor activity, RNA polymerase II-specific; RNA polymerase II cis-regulatory region sequence-specific DNA binding; zinc ion binding. Gene Ontology annotation, cellular component: nucleus. The record is from RefSeq and is a predicted model, not a curated record. The transcript has 2 exons.
AUGGCGAGACAGGUCCAGCGGCUCGCCGUGACGCCGCCGUCCGAGGAUUCGGACAACGUCAACUCGGGCUCUCACUACACGGGUCGCUUGUCGUCGUCGUCCAGUCAUCCAUCUCCCGCCGAUGCCCCGCCCCGAGCCCACCGCGCCUGCGAAAAAUGCACCAGGACCAAGAAGAAGUGCGACAAAGGCCUGCCUGCCUGUUCGAGAUGCACCAGACUCGCCACCAAUUGCUGCUAUGACUUUGUGGUCAACCCACCCUCGCUCACCAUCGUCGAGCAAGGCGCCGCGGGCAGUGGCUAUAAGCAUGCCAGCGACGCGCGUCCUGCCUUCGAAUGGCUCACCCAGGCCGACUUUACCGCCGCUCAGAUCAUGCAGCUUCUCAACAGCCAUGGAGUUGACUGGAAGGCUUCCGUCAAUACCUACUUCAACACCGUCAACACCUGGCUCGUCGUCAUCCACCCCGAAGUAUGGCAGAGACGCUGCGCCGCCGCUCAGCUCGAGACCAAUCCCAACAACUCGGACAUGGUUCUGCUCAUUCUGUGCAUUCACAUCCUUACCAUCUGGAACUGUGACGAGUUCUCAUCCACGGCCAUGCUUGAACAUCCGCUCUAUCAAUCCGCCAAGCGUAUAUGGAUCUUGAGGAAAGCCUUUUCCAAGCCCAAAAUUGAGCACGUCCAGUGCGGCGUUCUCAUAUCUCUGUUCGAGCUAGGGCAUGGCGACAUCACUCGCUGCUAUCAGACUUUUGGUGAAGUGGCCGCCAUGGGCAAAGUAUUGAAUCUAAAACCCGGUAAAUAUGUCAAGGAGGAAGAGGAUUUGCCUGCCGACCCCGAGGAGGAGCAGAACCGAGCUCUUUGGUGGGUGCUCGUCAUCAUGGACAAGUGA